Ipomoea triloba (trilobed morning glory) is the source of this 4053-nucleotide messenger RNA. Its product is annotated as LRR receptor-like serine/threonine-protein kinase GHR1. The transcript has 4 exons. Gene Ontology annotation, molecular function: protein binding; protein kinase activity; ATP binding. The record is from RefSeq and is a predicted model, not a curated record. Gene Ontology annotation, biological process: protein phosphorylation. Lineage: Eukaryota; Viridiplantae; Streptophyta; Magnoliopsida; Solanales; Convolvulaceae. Bases 542 to 3736 code for a protein of 1064 amino acids.
CUAACAAUGGCUCUUUGAGAUAGCCUAAAAAGCAUCCCACACUACUUACACUGUGAGUGUGAUAAUUGUAGAGAGAGAAAAUUCGCGCAAGAAUCAUAUGCAUAUGAAUGCCCAUUUGUCAUUUUCUUGAGCGUAGAGGACUAAAGGGAUAACAUUUUUUUUCUUAUUUUAUUAGCUGAUCGUAUGUGUUAUCAGGGAAGGGGAAGGGAGGGGUUUUGUUUUCUAAAGGACCAAGCUUUCCCACGUCCAUUCGUUUCCGCGGCAUUUAAUGCACCAAUUUGCCUCACUUUUUUCCUGGAUUAUUGAACUUCUUCACAUUUUGAGGCUUUCUUGUUUAAUUGUUGUGAGUUCAUGGAGGUUUGGGUGUUUCCAGAGCUGUCAAGAUAUGCUUUACUUCUGCUCUGCUUAACUUUGGUCCUUUAGAUCAUUGAUGUUUUGUGUUCUUAAAUAUUUGCAUAUCAAUGAAGUUGUUGGCAUAUCUUAUGAUUGAGUUUAAAUGUUGGUGAGAGUGAAGCCAUUAUUAUAGGAAAUUGGGGCUGGGAUGAAGCUUAUUAUUAGACUUGUAACCUUUUCCAUUUACUUUGGGUUUGCCUUGGGGCAGUUCAUAUCCCAAGAUGUUUCUGUGCUGCUUGAAUUUAAGAAAUGGAUCAAGUAUGACCCUACAGGCUAUGUGCUUCAGUCCUGGAAUGAGAAUUCCACUGACUCAAAUGCCUGCCCUGCCUCUUGGAAUGGUAUCAAGUGUAAUGGUGGUAAUGUUGCUGGGGUUAUCCUCAAUAACCUCGGGUUGUCUGCGGAUGUGGAUUUAAGCGUGUUUGCUAACCUCACAAUGCUCGUGAAACUCUCGAUUGCAAACAAUGCAAUUUCUGGGAAGUUCCCUAGCAACAUUGCGGACUUCAAAAGCCUCGAGCUUUUUGAUGUUUCUAAUAAUCUCUUCACCUCGACCUUGCCACCGGAAGUUGGGAAGUCAGCGAGUUUGAGAAAUCUUUCGCUAGCUGGUAACCAUUUUUCUGGUGUUGUUCCAGAUACACUUUUGGACCUCACCUCAAUUCAGUCGUUGGACUUGAGCUGCAAUUCCUUUUCGGGGCCUCUGCCAUCUUCUUUAACCAAGUUAACAGGUUUGGUGUAUCUUAACCUGUCCUUGAAUGGGUUUACAAAGAAAAUUCCACAAGGAUUUGAGUUGAUGAACAAUCUUAAGGUACUUGACUUGCAUGGUAACUUGCUGGAAGGCGAUUUGGAUCUACAAUUAUUGCUUCUUCCUAAUGCAACUCAUAUUGAUCUUAGUGGAAAUUUGCUUGUGAGUUCUGCAUCUCUGCACCAGAAAUUUCCACCCGGUCUUUCUGAGACUGUCAAGUAUAUAAAUCUUAGCCAUAAUCAGCUUACCGGGUCACUCAUAGGUGGGGUUGAAGAACAAGCAUUUGGAAGAUUGAAUGUUUUAGAUUUAAGCCACAAUCAGUUGUCAGGUGAAUUACCCGUGCCCGAUUUUUUGUAUGAUCUUCAGGUUCUCAGACUCGCCAAUAACAGGUUUUCUGGAGUCAUACCUAACAAUCUGCUACAAAAGGAUUCUCUGCUUCUAAAAGAGUUGGAUUUGAGUGGCAAUAAUCUUACAGGUCAAAUAGGCACGAUAACAUCAACGACGUUGAGUAUCCUCAACCUAUCCUCAAAUGCACUCUCUGGUGAGCUUCCAUUAGUGAUAGGAAGUUGUGCUGUUCUUGACCUCUCAAAUAACCAUUUUGAAGGAGAUCUGACUAGAACCGAGAAAUGGGUAAAUAUUGAGUUUCUUGAUCUCAGCAGAAAUCACUUGACAGGACCCAUCCCUGAGACCACUGCUCAAUUGUUGCGAUUAAAUUAUCUCAACCUCUCUCAGAACGCCCUUAGUGGUAAUCUCACUAGUGUUAUAACACAGGUCCCCAAAAUCACAGUCAUUGACCUUAGCUUCAACCAGUUAGAGGGACCUCUUCUCACCUCUAUUUUGAAUUUACCUACUCUCAAAGAACUUUACCUCCACAACAAUUCAUUUUCUGGAGGUAUUGAGUUCUCUCCUCCCUCCAGUGAAUCAAAUCUUAAUGUUCUAGAUAUCUCCAACAAUCGUCUUUCUGGCUAUUUUCCUGAUGGGCUCGAGUCGUUCACUAGGCUGCAAGUGGUUGAUGUAUCAGGGAAUAAUUUCUUUGGGUCUUUGCCAACUUCUAUUGGUGAUAUCAGCAAUCUGACUUCACUUGAUGUUUCGCGUAAUAAUUUCAGUGGUCCAUUGCCAACAAAUCUGCCCGAUAGUCUCCAAAUCUUCAAUGCAUCAUACAAUGAUUUUUCUGGCAUUGUCCCAGAGAACUUGAGAAAGUUUCCACGAUCAUCUUUCUUCCCCGGCAAUUUGAACCUACAAUUACCAAAUGCUCCCCCGGGUUCAGGCCAGGCCCCAAUGGGAAAUCAGAGAAGGAAACCACUGAGACCUAUUAUCAUAGUGGUAAUAAUAGUUUCUUCAGUGCUUGCUUUAGCUAUCUUGAUCUUGCUUGGCCUUUUUGUUUAUUGGAUAUGCAAAUUCAGAACACCUCAGCCACAUGUUAUAGACAUGGACAUUCGCCGCCAGACCCCAUUACUCCCUUCGGGUUUUAGCAGAAGAGAGGGCGCUGGUGGCUUAGUAGUUUCAGCGGGGGAUCUUAUGACCUCACAGAAAGGAUCGGCAUCAGAGAUAAUUAGUCCUGACAAGAAAAUGGCUCCUGCUGUUACUGGUUAUUCCCAAUCUAAGGCCACCCAACUCUCUUGGUCAUCAGAAUCUGGAAACCUUUCAAAAUCGGACACAAGGUCUCCAGAUCAACUGCCCGGUGAUCUCUACUUAAUUGAUGAUACAAUCUCGUUUACACACGAGGAACUGUCAAGGGCUCCAGCUGAAGUAUUGGGCAGAAGCAGCCAUGGAACAUCGUAUAAGGCAACACUGGAUAAUGGUUUGGUUUUGAGUGUGAAAUGGUUGAGGGGAGUAACAAAACCGAAAAAGGAAUUUGCUAAAGAGGCUAAAAGACUUGCUAGCAUUAGACAUCCAAAUGUGUUAGGAUUAAGAGGAUACUACUGGGGACCCACACAACACGAGAAGCUUAUUCUUUCGGAUUAUGUAUCUCCUGGAAGCCUAGCAAAUUGCCUGUAUGACCGACCUGGAAGAAAAGGGGCGCCUUUAAGCUGGCCUCAAAGACUGAAGAUAGCAGUUGAUGUUGCUCGUGGGCUGAACUAUCUCCAUUUUGACCGCGAGACUCCACAUGGAAACCUUAAAGCAAACAACAUACUGUUGGAUGGUCCUAAUCUGAAUGCACGAGUUUCUGAUUACUGCCUUCACCGCCUGAUAGUGCACACAGGGACGGGGGGCAAAAUGGAACAGAUUUUCGAUGCAGGAGCAGUGGGGUACCGGGCACCAGAACUGGCUGCAUCGACCAAGCUGCCACUCCCCUCGUUCAAAUCAGAUGUGUAUACUUUCGGGGUGAUUUUGAUGGAGCUGCUAACGGGGAAAUGUGCAGGUGAUGUGGUUUCUGGAGAGCACGGGGGAGGUCUGGAUUUGACAGAUUGGGUGAGAAUGAAGGUGAAAGAGGCCCCCCGAGCCUCCGAGUGGUUUGACACAGCAGUGUUGGGUGAGAUAAUGGGGAACCCCGCGGUGGAGAAGCAAAUGAAGGAUGUUCUUGGGAUCGCGCUGCAAUGCAUACAGCCCGUAUCUGGGAGGCCAGGUAUCAAGAACGUAUACGAGGAUCUCUCAUCUAUAUAGUAUGUAAAUCUGUGUUUAACUUGGGGAAUAAAGUAGCUGAUUGAUUGAUAGAUUACCCUUUUCAAGUGUGAGCCAUAGUUAGCUAAAUUGAUUAGCCAUUGUUUCAACUUUGAAGGGGCUUGGCCUAAGAAAGGAAGAUACAGAAGAGAAUGUGUGUGUUAUGCAAUCAAUCAACCAAUCUCUUGUGUAUCUUUAUCUUGUGCUGUGCCUUCUUUCUGUUCAUUCACCACUCACUGUAAGCUACUAAAGCUUCCAACAAAUGUUCAUCUUAAUUGCCCCCCAUGUCACUCAAUGAAUGAAUGUUCAUUCAUUACAAA